Paracoccidioides brasiliensis Pb18 is the source of this 2127-nucleotide messenger RNA. RefSeq lists its product as uncharacterized. The coding region runs from base 1 to 2127 and encodes 708 amino acids. The record is from RefSeq and is a predicted model, not a curated record. The transcript has 2 exons.
AUGGCUAGGGACCCGUGGAACGAUGGAGAAGCUCUCUCCGGUAGAACUGUCAUCGCCCCUCUGGCCGGCGACGAGGAGCGACCGUACACCGACGAGCCAGAUGGAAUUCAACAACUAGGCAUGUCUGGAGGCGUUGAACAUUCAUCCACUGCCUUUCCCAUCCCGGUUUGGCUGGCUGAGUCCUCAAAGUCUUUCUACUGGAAAUGGGUACCGCUAUCCCUGCGGAAAGUCGGCCGCUCGACCGUCAAAUGGCUCAAGGGCCCCGACCCCCCUCGAGUCCUGCUACUGGACCCGCUCUUCCCUAGCAUUCAGUCUGCUCCCGUCAAGCUGGUAGACCGAUUCUUUCCCAAACGGAAAUACAAGAUUGGUCUGCUGUUGGCGCUGUACUUCAGUUGGUUCCUCCCCUGGGCGUUGAUUCUGCGACAUUCAGCUUCCGGCGGCUUUAUCGAGGGCUAUGGGAAACCAUCUCCGAUUUCAUGUCGUCAUAGCCACUGGUUUCCAGGAAACGAAUGUGGGCUGAAUGGUUAUGAAUGUCGACCAUUUAACGCCUCAACUUUUGCUUUUCGAUGUCCUGCAUUCUGCACCAGCUCUCUUGUCCUUAAACCGUACACGGUGGGUAAUGAAACAGUCAGCUACCGGCCUCUUGUUGUUGGUGGCCCCGCUCCUGGCUCUUCCAGCGAUGCCUAUGAAAAUGCCAUCUAUCGGGCAGAUAGUCAUGUUUGCCAAGCUGCAAUCCACGCUGGUGUGGUCAGUGACUCGACAGGUGGCUGUGGAGUUAUCGAGCUGACUGGCGCUGGUCACUCGUACUACGCCAGCAAGGCGCAUAGCAUUGCUUCGGUUGGCUUCCCUUCAACGUUCCCGAAAUCAUUUAGAUUCCUACGGCUGUCAGCCUCGCAGGCUGAUUGCCCUGGAGAUUUGCGAUGGCCGCUCUUUGCCAUCACCGCCACUGCUAUCGUUCUUGUCUCUGUCUUCACCACCUCACCCGCAGUGUUUUUCUUCACUACGUUUUUCAUGCUCAUUCUUCACGUGGGGCUCGUGUCUGACCCGCCCGACCUGCCUCGGGUUUCGGACCUCUUUUCUCUCCUAUGUUCCAGACUUCUCCCCGCAAGCUUCAUCGCAUACGUUCUCUAUAUCUACUGCGCACGUCCUCUCUUAACACCACUAGCCGCACCUCCAGUUUACCAAUUCAGUAAAACAAUCCUCUACUUGGGUCCCGCUUUCAUUGGCGCUCUCAACAACUACACUUUCGCACAAUGGAUACCUAUCCAACGCCUGACCCCGCACGACAUCAAAUCCCAACCUGGCGCCCCCAUCGCACUGGCCAUCGUGGUCACCAUCGUCAUCUUAAUUGUUCUUGGCCAGGCCUGGCACAUCCGUCAGGGCGGGCGCUUCUUCCACUACCUCAAGAUCUACAUCUGUAUCGGCAGCGGCUUAAUCUUCCUCCUUGUCCUCCCACAAUACCGCCUGCGAAUCCACCACUACAUCCUCGCCAUGCUACUCAUGCCCGGCACCGCAUUCCCUAUUCGCCCAUCAAUCAUAUACCAGGGCUUGCUCCUCGGCCUCUUCGUUAACGGCGUCGCCAGAUGGGGCUUUGCAUCCAUAAUCGAAACGCCAAGUGCGCUGGGCGAAUUACCCGGAGUUGGCGGCAGUAACGGCUGGUGGGGCGCUACGAGUCCCAACAUCACCAAUUCCUCCGUUGUUAUCUCGCUGCCCUCCGACGGAUAUACCGACAGGGGCAAUGGGAACAUCACAUUCCGUCUGUGGGAGCCUGAGCGAAUGGAGAAGCUUGACGUGGAUGGGAUCAGUGUGCUUGUCAAUGAUGUCGAGAGGUGGCGCGGGUAUAUGGAUGAGGAUGUAAAAGGGGAGUUUGUGUGGCAUCGACAUGGCCAUAAGGGAUUGGAUAUUUCAAGACCGAAAACUCCCGAUCGUGGGGAUUAUGGGGAUGAUGUUGACAAUGAUAGUGAUGGCGAUGAUAAGUUUGCCUCGGCGCAAGGAGUUGAUGAACCGGCUCAGGAUUUGUUUUUCCGCUUCGCAUUUUUGAAGGGGUCUAAGCCUGGGCUUUAUGGUGGCGUUGGUGUCUGGAAUAGAGAUGGGAGCUGGAUAAGUCCACCGCCACCGCGGACUUGA